UUUCUCUUAAAGGUAAGACUAUAAUAGAGAUGUUCUCAAUAUUCCUAUUUACAUAAAUUUUACCGACAAAAAGAUGCCAGCAAAAGGAAAAAGACGAUCACUAAGACAGCGAAAGAUUAUAAGCUACAGUGAAGACCACGAUCCUGAAAAAAUGAGUUCAGAGAGCCUCCAGCCUCGAAGAAAGAAGGUCAAUAAGCGACAGAAGAAACAAAUCAUUGAAAGCAUUCAUGAAGAAACUGAAGAGGAAGAUAUUAGUUGUGAUGAGAGCGACCAGAUUUCAACGCCUAAAGACACACCAAAGAAACGAAUUUGCUUGGUGACUAAAAAGGCUGGUGGCAAACAGAAAUCUAAAAUAACUCCACUCGCGAAGGAAUCUAGUGGGUCUAUCAGAGUUAAGGUCAAAAAGAGGAAAGAUAGCAAAAAUGUAGCCAUCGAGGCACAGAAGUCUGCACUUGAAGAAAACUCUAAGGAUGAUGAUCAAGAUAAGCAUGAGAACAUUGAAGAGAAACUGAAAGAUCUCUCUAUUGACCUCGACUCUGAUUUCGAAAUUGAUCCCAUUUUUAAGAGAUAUGCUUAUGAUUACGAAAAGAAUAAGUAUAUGCAGAGGGAUCAAAAAAUCUACCCUCAAGAUAGAAAACGAAUCAAGUUUAUUGAGAAGAUCAAGACCAAACUUGAAGCUGAGAAGGAGAGGGAUGAAGAUGGAGUUCCCAUCACUAAUAUCAAUGUAGAAUUGAGUAAGCGCAACAAGAUUGUCAAGAGAAGACCUCUUGAACCUUUAUCAUUCAAACAGAGCAAGGAAAACAUCGAGCUGUCUAUUGAUCAAGAGCCUCUGGUCAAGUCUUCUGAUGCGAAGAGAACCAAUUCUAAGAAGAUGGCUCAGAAAGAGUUCAUAAAUAAGCAAAAGGAAAAAUAUGCACAGAGGAUAGGCUACUUACCAGAUUACGAGCCUCCCCAGCAAAGUAAAAACUCUAUGAAGAAGACUAUCUUGACUGAAGAAGAAGCUCUAGCCAAGCAAAAGGAUUCACAGGAAGAAGAUGGGAUGAACCAGAGUUUGAAGCAGACCUUACUAGGCACAGAGUCACUCCAAAAUGGUGAUACCACAAUAGAGCAAAUGGAAUGGGAACUUGAGUCCAAACUAUCUGACAAAGAAAUCGAGUACCUGGCUAAGCAAAAGAAGCGGAUAAUUGUAUAUAUAAAUAACAAUAUCAGGAUGGAUGACAACUAUUUGCUCUGAAAGGCAAUUCAGCUAGGAGAAAAGUUCGGUAAAAACAACUUCGAGGUUAUUCCUAUAUAUUGAUUCAAUCCUAAACUGUUUAUGUUAAGACCAGAGUCUGAGAAAUCCCUUGAGUCUGAUGAAGAUCGAUAUAGAAGCAUCCUCAGAACUAGAUUAAUCCUAGAAAGUGUAAUCGAGCUUAAAACAGAGCUCAAAAAAGUGAAUUCUGACUUACUUAUUUUCUUAGAAGAGCCACACUUAGCAUGCAAGAAGCUUCUCAGAAAUGACAGAGAGAAUUUCAUUGUAUUUGAGAACGAAAUAGCUCCACUUGAGAAAAAAGCAGAAGAGUUAAUUUGCAAAAUGGCUCUUCACAACAAAACGAAAGUAUGCAGAGUAUGGGGAUGUACCUCUGUACAUAUUGAGGAUCUCCCAUAUUCCUUGGACAAGUUUCCACACUUAUUCGGCAAAUUCAAAAAAGAUAUUGCAAAUAUUAGCAUAAGAGAGUUACUGGACCCUCCUCAGAAGGAUGAGAUGCCGUUUCCAUCUAAAGAUAUUGUUUUUGAUCAGGGAUGAUAGAUUUUGUAAAAUCGAACAAUGACAUCGACUAUAUUCCUGACCUGA
This is a messenger RNA of Moneuplotes crassus, 1834 nucleotides long. NCBI's taxonomy places the organism in Eukaryota, Ciliophora, Spirotrichea, Euplotida, Euplotidae. The record is from the annotation of a GenBank genome assembly.